Messenger RNA from Cynoglossus semilaevis (tongue sole), 989 nucleotides. It is a transcript of the gene chp2, whose product is annotated as calcineurin-like EF-hand protein 2. Bases 191 to 781 code for a protein of 196 amino acids. The transcript has 7 exons. Lineage: Eukaryota; Metazoa; Chordata; Actinopteri; Pleuronectiformes; Cynoglossidae. Gene Ontology annotation, molecular function: calcium ion binding. The record is from RefSeq and is a predicted model, not a curated record.
AUAAUAACAACAACAAUACUAAUACUAAUAAACAGGGAGUGGUUUGGACCAGUCGUUGGUCUGACAGAGCCUGUGUGGACAGCUGUCAUUGGUUAAGCAGCAUGUCUGUCCUGUGAGUGUGUGUCAGUGUGUGUGACAGAGCGCCGCCUGUCUCUCAGUAACAGGACCAGAUAAGAGUGUGGGCAGCAGCAUGGGCUCCAGCAGCAGCAGCAGCUACAUGAGAAACAUCCCACAAGCCCAGGUGCUCAUUCAUGAAACUGGCUUCUCAGCUGCUCACCUCCUCCGUCUGUAUGAGAGGUUCCAGUUCUUGGACAAAGGCUCCACCGGAGAGCUGCGAGCUCAGGAUUUUACAGCCAUCCCAUCAUUGGCCUUGAACCCCAUUGGGGACAGAAUCAUCGGUUCCUUCUUUCCUCCAGGACAGGAAAAACUGGACUUUCCCUCCUUUGUUCGAAUUAUGGCUCAUUUCCGUCCUACUGAUCCGAACCGCAGCAGAGACGGAACACAGCUGGAGCCAGUCAACAGCAGAAACAAGAAACUGAGAUUUGCCUUCCAGUUGUACGAUCAGAAUGGGGAUGGAAACAUUUCGAGAGCAGAACUUCUCCAGGUGCUACGGGCUAUGCUGGGGGUUCAAGUGCCAGAGGAGCAGCUGCAGAGCAUUGCUGAACGAGCAAUCCAGGAAGCAGACCUGGACAAAGACAACGUCAUCUCCUUCGAUGAGUUCAGGAAGUCACUAGAGAAAGUGAACAUCGAUCAAUUGAUGAGCAUUCGCUUUCUGAAAUAAAUGCUGACGUCAUCGGUGUCAACGUUUGAAAGAGAGCGAGAGAACGAGAAAGACGGAGAAAGAAAGAAAGAAAAAAGUAAGUAAAGCAGGUUCAGUCAUUCAAUACACCUGCAAGCCAACAGAGGGCGACGGAGAACCAUAACAUUCUGCAGGAAUGUCUUUCCGGAGAAAGUGAAUGCACAACGACAAAUAAAACUUAAGAAACUGC